Tripterygium wilfordii is the source of this 1786-nucleotide messenger RNA. Its product is annotated as glutamate decarboxylase 4. Gene Ontology annotation, molecular function: glutamate decarboxylase activity; pyridoxal phosphate binding. Gene Ontology annotation, cellular component: cytosol. The transcript has 7 exons. The record is from RefSeq and is a predicted model, not a curated record. Gene Ontology annotation, biological process: L-glutamate catabolic process. Lineage: Eukaryota; Viridiplantae; Streptophyta; Magnoliopsida; Celastrales; Celastraceae. Bases 120 to 1619 code for a protein of 499 amino acids.
ACCCUACAAGCAACCCAGAGAAGCAUAACUACUUGCACAACUCUUCAUUCACUCGCAUUCGUUCAGACAUCGUCUCUCUUAAGUUUCUUUUCUCUGAGUUACUUGAAUAUCAAUUAACCAUGGUGCUCUCAAGGAUUGUUUCAGAGUCUGAUAUCUCCGUCCACUCCACCUUCGCCUCUCGCUAUGUCCGAGACUCACUACCCAGGUUCAGGAUGCCGGAUAACUCGAUACCGAAGGAGGCGGCGUACCAGAUUAUACACGAUGAGCUGAUGCUUGAUGGGCAGCCAAGGCUGAACUUGGCUUCCUUUGUGACUACUUGGAUGGAGCCUGAAUGUGACAAGCUUAUCAUGGAUUCCGUUAACAAAAACUAUGUUGACAUGGAUGAGUACCCUGUCACCACAGAGCUUCAGAAUAGAUGUGUCAACAUGAUAGCACAUCUCUUCAACGCUCCGCUGGGAGAAUCCGAGGCUGCUGUUGGUGUGGGAACGGUGGGUUCGUCGGAGGCAAUCAUGCUUGCUGGUCUUGCAUUCAAGAGAAAGUGGCAGAACAAGCGAAAGGCUGAAGGGAAGCCCUAUGACAACCCAAACAUUGUUACUGGAGCCAAUGUUCAGGUUUGCUGGGAAAAAUUUGCCAGGUACUUUGAAGUAGAACUGAAGGAAGUGAAGCUGAGAGAAGAUUACUACGUAAUGGACCCUGUGAAAGCUGUGGAAAUGGUAGAUGAAAACACUAUUUGUGUUGCUGCUAUCUUAGGAUCAACCCUUAAUGGAGAAUUCGAAGAUGUCAAGCUCUUGAACGACCUCUUGGUAGAAAAGAACAAGCAAACAGGAUGGGAUACCCCAAUUCAUGUUGAUGCAGCAAGUGGUGGAUUCAUUGCUCCAUUCAUCUACCCAGAGCUUGAAUGGGAUUUCAGACUUCCAUUGGUGAAGAGCAUCAAUGUCAGUGGACACAAGUAUGGCUUGGUUUAUGCUGGAGUUGGUUGGGCUAUUUGGAGGAGCAAAGAAGACUUGCCUGAAGAACUCAUCUUCCACAUUAACUACCUUGGAACUGAUCAACCCACCUUCACCCUCAACUUCUCCAAAGGUUCCAGUCAAAUCAUUGCCCAGUAUUACCAGCUCAUCCGCUUAGGUUUUGAGGGGUACCGGAAUGUGAUUGAGAACUGCCAUGAUAACAUGAUUGUGCUCAAGGAAGGAUUGGAGAAGACAGGGCGAUUCAACAUUGUGUCAAAGGACAACGGUGUUCCACUGGUGGCAUUCUCUCUCAAGGACAACAGCCGCCACGAUGAAUUUGAGGUAGCAGAGACACUGCGCCGAUUCGGGUGGAUCGUGCCUGCCUACACCAUGCCAGCAGACGCUCAGCAUGUGACGGUGCUGCGUGUUGUGAUUAGAGAGGACUUCUCGCGCACCCUUGCUGAAAGGCUUGUGCUUGACAUCACAAAGGUGCUCCAUGAGCUUGACACACUCCCCGCAAGGAUUAAUGCCAAAAUGAGUGCUGCUCAUCAAGAGAAUGGAAAGAAUGGUACGGUCGUCAAGAAAACUAGCUUGGAGACUCAGAGGGAAAUCACUACUUACUGGAAAAAUUUUGUCUUGGCUAAGAAAUCCAACAAGAAUAAGAUAUGUUAAACAAUGGGUCGGUCGGGAGUGUGUUUAAUGUUCUUUAUUUUUUUGAGAUAUUUUUUGGGGUCUUUUGUUUUUGUAAUUUCUUGCAUAUGUUUAUUCGGAUGGUCGUGAUACCACCUCUGUACUGAGGAUUUAAAGUUUAAUAUGCAAUGCAAUAAUUUCUUUCAUCU